Messenger RNA from Prunus armeniaca (apricot), 384 nucleotides. Lineage: Eukaryota; Viridiplantae; Streptophyta; Magnoliopsida; Rosales; Rosaceae. The record is from the annotation of a GenBank genome assembly.
AUGGCUGCACGUGAGGAUGAAUAUGUGUACAGAAUCAGCACAGCCAAGGAGUGGGAACAGUUGCAGAGCUCUGGGUCCAGUUUCUGUGGAGAGCUUGACAAGACUUCUGGGUUCAUUCAUCUUAGCAAACUCAAUCAGGUACAGUUGACAUUGCAGAAUUUUUUCCUGAAUACUAAGGUGGAUCUUUACUUGCUUCAAGUUGACACCAAAAAGCUGGGCGAAGGAUUAAUAUAUGAAGUUGUUGAUGGUUCCAAUAGCUUCCCUCAUUUCUACGGUCCAUCUCGAAGUUUCAGCCCCCUUCCUCUUGACGCUGUUACAAAAGCAGAGAAGCUGUCUCUGUCGGAUGGCCGAUUCAGUUGUAGUAUGCUGGAAUCAGCCGCUUAA